Cajanus cajan (pigeon pea) is the source of this 576-nucleotide messenger RNA. Lineage: Eukaryota; Viridiplantae; Streptophyta; Magnoliopsida; Fabales; Fabaceae. The record is from RefSeq and is a predicted model, not a curated record.
AUGACUGGAACUGUUGAUGUCUUCAGAUUGGGUAGACGUCUAUGUGGACUUCUGGACUGGAGUAAUAUCGUUAAAACUUCAUCAUUUGUUGACGCUGCAAGGGCAGCUGCGAUUUUAGCCUUUCGAUUAAGAAACUGGCAGAAAUCGAAUCUCCUCUUUCCCCUGAAUGGCGUCGGCAACAGAAAAAGAGAUAGAAACAGAGAUCCUUACUUUUGGGGUUCCACACCCAUUGGGUCUGAACCAAACGAGGGUGCCACGCACUUGCAUGCUCGGGUUUGGAACUUUGUGUACCCUUGUGCGGCGGGUGGGACCGAUGACCCUGCCAUUAAUCCUUUAGCUCCUGAUGCUCCCAGCUUGGCCUCGCUUGGGUGCUCCAAGUUACUUGUUUGUGUUGCCGGAAAAGAUGCGCUUAGGGACAGAGGAGUUUGGUACUACGAGGCUGUGAACAACAGUGGGUGGCAAGGUCAAGUGGAAGUGUUUGAGCUUGAAGACGAAGAUCAUGCUUUUCACAUUUACAACACUCACACUCAGAAUGCCAACUCUAUGAUCACACGCUUGGCUUCUUUCCUUGUUUGA